Messenger RNA from Beta vulgaris subsp. vulgaris (sugar beet), 685 nucleotides. RefSeq lists its product as uncharacterized. The record is from RefSeq and is a predicted model, not a curated record. The coding region runs from base 87 to 401 and encodes 104 amino acids. Lineage: Eukaryota; Viridiplantae; Streptophyta; Magnoliopsida; Caryophyllales; Amaranthaceae. The transcript has 2 exons.
UAUACUACUAAUUGAGCUCAUUCAUUGGACCGAAUACCUUAUAUACUACUAAUUGAGCUCAUUCAUUGUUGGGUUAGGAAAAGUACAUGGUUCCUGAUCAAGGGAAAAAAUGGGUUUUCGAAUCUAUAAAUGCAAGUUGGCGUGGUCAUAAAUGUAGGGUAAAGCAAAAGCACUACUAUGCACAUGAAACUGAUGAGAAAAGGUGGGAAAAUCGUCCAAAAACAGUUUCCGAUUCCCAAUUUAAAGAUCUUUUGGAAUACUGGAAUUGUUCACUAAUCGAGAAAGAAGCAAAAAUUAAUAAAGGCAAUCGUGGAUCACUAGAUGAUAUGCAUACUAUGGGUUCGAAGUCAUAUGCAAUGUUACGUCAUAAGUUGGUAACAACACAUUAUCUUGAUCUAUAGUUCUUAUUGUUCCAUCAUCUCAUACUCUUAGAAAGUUAUAUAUUGAACUACUAAUUUGUAUCUCUAAAGCAACAAGAGGAUCCGAAUAAGCAAGAGCCUUCACAAGAAAAGGUCUACAAAGAAUCGAGGAAAAGAAAUCCUGAAAAGACAUACCUCACCAACAACGAAAAAUCUAUAUCCAAUAUUGUGAGUUAACAUGCUAUUUAUUUGCAUAUUUUCUGCCUUAACUUAGUAUAUGUAAUAACUUGAUCUUCAUUGGAUAGGCCAAGAUGGAUGCUUUACAA